This is a messenger RNA of Penicillium pulvis, 3594 nucleotides long. Its product is annotated as glycerophosphocholine phosphodiesterase. Bases 1 to 3594 code for a protein of 1197 amino acids. The transcript has 4 exons. Gene Ontology annotation, biological process: glycerophospholipid catabolic process. NCBI's taxonomy places the organism in Eukaryota, Fungi, Ascomycota, Eurotiomycetes, Eurotiales, Aspergillaceae. Gene Ontology annotation, molecular function: glycerophosphocholine phosphodiesterase activity; protein binding. The record is from RefSeq and is a predicted model, not a curated record.
AUGAAGUUUGGACGCAACCUCGCCCAAUUUACCGUCCCAGAGUGGAGCGCCUCGUAUAUCAAGUACAAAGCGUUGAAGAAGCUCAUCAAGUCGGCGGCGGAGAAAGUUAAGGCAGGACAGGAAGCGGAUUUGGCCGGAUGCCCGGCUUCUUUGGUUGCGUUUGGUGAUAUAGGUUUCUUCUACUCCCUUGAUAGAAAUGUCGAGGACGUCGAUUACUUCUACAACAAAAAAUAUGCCGAGUAUUCCCGUCGGUUGAAGCUUUUGGAGGACCGCUACGGCUACUCCAUGGAGGGUCUUCAUCCAUUGGAGCCCGAGGACCGCCAUGAUCUUCGCGAAGCUCUCUUGGACUUGCGUUACCAUCUCCGCCGCUUACAAUGGUAUGGUGAAGUUAACCGUCGGGGCUUCGUGAAGAUCACCAAGAAAUUGGACAAGAAAGUGGGAGCCCAGGCCCAGAAGCGGUAUUUGGAGACUAAAGUCGAUCCCACCGCGUUCGGCUCAAACACACGCGCCAUUAAGGGCCAGGAGCGCAUCAAUGCCUGGAUGGCUCUUCUGACUGACCAGUCCAAGUCGGAUGAGAAGGUCUUGGAUGAUGUCAGCUCUACUCACUCGGUCCUAUCGCUGAAACGGGGCUCCACUCGGCCCUACCUUAACCUCCCUGCUAGCGUUCUGACAACUGUGGACGAUUCUUUGCGAAAGGAUGAUACCCAUGUUCUGCUUGAGCUGCUCGAGACUCUGAAAACCGCCGCGGAUGAAGCGGGCGAGGGAAUUUUCUCCAGGGUUCUCAAGACUCUAAUUCAGCGAUCGAUCUUGCAUCGCUCACGGGCAUGCCUCAGCGCGUUGGUCAGCCGUGUUGACACUCUCGAGGAAGAUGAUGAUAUCAAUCGGCGUAACUGCUUGCACCGUAUGGUCAUCUCCAUUGGACGCGAACAGCCGACCAAUGACUCUGAACCCGCUGCGUCGAUGGUGCUGGACUUCCCUCCGGAAACGUCCCGCUUCAUUACUCCCGCUGCGCCGCCAACUUUGCAACCUCCUCGUUCGAUUGUCAAGGAGGAGCAUAUGCCCCAGCAGCUUGGUCGUGAUGAUCCAGCUGUUGCUCUUCUCCAGCACUUGCUGGAUGAGUUACGCCCGAACCAGAGGGAGGCUUUGAUGGCGAAGGAUCUUUCUGGUCGCACUCCGUUGCACUAUGCUGCGCAGUAUGGCUUCAAGGUCGUUUGCGAGGUGAUAAUUGAGCAUCUGAAAGCGUGGGAAAUGUUUGACGUGAGUGAGGGGAUCGACGGUACUCUGUGGCAGGACAAUGAUGGAUGGGCCCCGCUGCAUCUCAGUGUGGUGGGUGGCCAUCCGAAGACCACUCGGUGUCUGCUUGAAGCCGAGAAUGACCAGGACCUUUCCAGCGAAAGGGGCCAGGUUCGAAAACAGGUUUCCAAGUCGAGCGCUGUUCUGGCCUUGGCGACCAAGGCCAACUUUGUCGAUAUUGUCCACCUUUUGGUAGAUGCCGGCGUGGACAUCAAUUAUCAGGACGAGCAGGGUGAAACUGCUUUGCAUGUCGCAGCUCGUUUUGGACAUGAUGAAUGUGCUCGAAUUCUGCUCGAGGGCACAGACUAUCAGAAGGCCAACACGGAGCUGGCAGAAAACACCUAUUCAUGGACUCCACUGUUUAUCGCAUCGGUGGAUGGCAAUUUGAAUGUGGCCAAACUGCUCAUUGCCGCUGGUGCUGAUGUGGACCGAUUUGACUCAUCUGGGUGGACAGCGAAGGAACAUGCUGCGCUGCGUGGUCAUCUUGAAAUCGCACGAUGUUUAGCAGAAGUUAGCCCCGGCCCUCCCGCCACCCAGCCUGAACCAGUGGUGCCGGCUCCUUCCUAUAGCCCAUCUCCGUCGUCUUCACCACCUGCUCAGUCGUCCCUAGCUGAUCGGCGGUCGAAUGCGCCGGCUCCCACCUCGGGGGGCCCUGGGCCGCGAAAUGCUGAACUUAUUAAGACUUUUGGACAUCGGUAUCUUACCGAUGAGACCAUGAUUCUGGUCAGCCUGGGAACGAUGGACAUGCGUAAGCCCCUGGAGACCGUCAAUCUUGACCGAAUUCCCAUGGAAGAUGCACAUGCGACACAGCUGGAUACAACCCUGUCCUUGGUAGUCACUGCCAGCGGUGCCCAUGGAGAGCCGGAAGUGAUUGACCUGCCUGUACAGGAUAACAUCUCGACGGAGCCUAUUGUCUUCCACACAACGGAUCCCAGCAAGGUCCGUCUGCUCUUUGAUCUUGUGCCUACAUAUGCGGGAUCUAAGGACCAGAUUGUCGGUCGGGGCGUUGCACUUCUCUCCAGCAUCAAGCAAACUAUCGGGUCGCAACGAAUCAACCUCAAGGGUGACUCCACUGUUCCUAUCGUUGCCGCCAACACCCUGGAGGUUAUCGGUUCUGUGACUUUCAAUUUUCUGGUCAUCACCCCCUUCAAGCACCCAAAUAUGUCGGUCACUGGUAACCAGACCUAUUGGCGCUCCAUGAGUUCCACCAUGGUCAUCGGUCAUCGUGGUCUGGGUAAGAACAUGGCUAGUCGCAAGUCUCUCCAACUGGGUGAAAACACAAUCCAGUCAUUCAUCGCGGCUGCAAAUUUGGGUGCCUCUUAUGUGGAGUUUGACGUCCAGCUUACCAAAGAUCAUGUCCCUGUCAUCUACCAUGAUUUCCUCGUUAGCGAGACAGGUAUUGAUGCUCCCGUGCAUACCCUGACACUUGAUCAAUUCUUGCAACUCGGUAAGAGUCAACACAAGAGUAUCUUGCCAGACGGCGUGGACGUCGGCAGCCCAGGCCUUGGUCCCCGCCAACGAUCAAUGUCUGUUGGCGGAUCUGAAUAUAACCCCGCUGAAUUGACCGAGAAAAUCAAGCAUACCCGUGAUUUCAAGACAAAGGGAUUCAAGGGUAACACUCGUGGCGAGCACAUCCAAGCCCCAUUCGCUACUCUCGAGGAGCUGUUCAAGAAAAUUCCCACACCCGUCGGGUUCAACGUCGAAUUGAAAUACCCCAUGCUCCACGAGAGCGAGGAGGAGGAGAUGGACACCUACGCAGUGGAGUUGAACUCCUUUGUCGACACUAUCCUCACCAAGGUCUAUGACCUAGGUGCCGGCCGCGACAUAAUCUUCUCCAGCUUCAACCCUGACGUUUGCCUUCUGCUCUCUUUUAAGCAGCCAUCCAUCCCAGUCCUCUUCCUUACCGACGCUGGUGCUUCGCCUGUCGGCGACAUUCGUGCUAGUAGUCUGCAAGAGGCCGUCCGAUUUGCUUCACGAUGGAACCUCCUCGGUAUCGUCAGCCAAGCCGAGCCGCUAGUCCUAUGCCCUCGUCUUGUUCGCAUCGUCAAAGAAUCGGGUCUCGUCUGUGUAUCGUACGGCGCACUGAACAAUGAGGGUGUUAACGUGGACUACCAAGUCGCGGAAGGUAUCGAUGCAGUUAUCGUCGAUUCUGUUCUCGGCAUUACCAAUGGUCUCAUUCAACGCCAGAACAAGGGUGAAUUUACCCCAGGUCCCUCGCCGAACCCUGCUCCUAUCGGCGACAAGGCUGCAGACUCAGCCAAGGGUGCUGUUCAAGUGCCUGUUCUCGGUGGUCCGAAGUAA